Oryza sativa Japonica Group (Japanese rice) is the source of this 1624-nucleotide messenger RNA. RefSeq lists its product as uncharacterized. The record is from RefSeq and is a predicted model, not a curated record. NCBI's taxonomy places the organism in Eukaryota, Viridiplantae, Streptophyta, Magnoliopsida, Poales, Poaceae.
CGUUGUUGCGGGCGGGCGGUCAGGGGCGGCGGAGGCGGAGGCGAUGGGGGGCUCGUACGAGCUCGUCAGGACGGACGACGCGGCGGGGCACGUCUUGGAUCUGGAGGCCGGACGCUGCGCCGCCGUAUACCCAAAGGGCGGCGGCGGCGGCGGCGGCAUCGCUCCACCACCGGUGCCGUCUCCGCCUUCGUCUCCGGCGUCGGCGCGGCAGCGGCUCGUCUCGCUCGACGUGUUCCGAGGGAUCACCGUACUGCUUAUGAUCCUCGUGGACGAUGCUGGCGCGUUUCUUCCAGCAAUUAAUCACUCGCCAUGGGACGGUGUAACCCUGGCUGAUUUCGUCAUGCCCUUUUUCCUUUUCAUUGUUGGAGUCGCUCUAGCUCUAGCGUACAAGAGAGUGCCAAACAAAUUGGAGGCAACCAGAAAAGCAAUUCUCCGUGCACUGAAGCUGUUUUGUGUUGGUCUUGUUCUUCAAGGUGGAUUUUUUCAUGGUGUUCGUAGUCUAACUUUCGGAAUUGAUAUGGAAAAAAUACGGUUGAUGGGUAUACUACAGAGAAUUGCAAUAGCUUACAUUGUGACCGCGCUAUGUGAAAUUUGGCUCAAGGGAGAUGAUGACGUAGAUUCUGGAUUUGAUCUGCUAAAGAGAAACCGUUAUCAACUGUUCAUUGGCCUGAUCGUCAUGAUCACAUACAUGGGCUUCUUGUAUGGUACCUACGUUCCUGACUGGGAGUAUCGGAUAUCCGUUCCUGGUUCCACAGAGAAAUCUUUCUUUGUGAAAUGCAGCGUAAGAGGCGACACUGGACCAGGCUGCAAUGCUGUUGGCAUGAUAGACCGCAAAAUCUUGGGCAUUCAACAUCUGUACUGUCGACCGGUUUACGCCCGAUCAAAGCAAUGCAGUAUAAAUUCACCACAAAAUGGACCACUUCGUCCUGAUGCUCCUUCAUGGUGCCAGGCCCCUUUUGAUCCUGAAGGGCUUCUCAGCUCUGUGAUGGCUAUCGUCACCUGCUUGAUUGGUCUACAAUACGGGCAUGUAAUCGUACAUUUCCAGAAACACAAGGAGAGAAUCAUGAAAUGGCUAAUCCCCUCCUUCAGCAUGCUAAUCCUUGCGUUCUCAUUGGACUUCUUUGGAAUGCAUAUGAACAAGCCACUGUACACCGUGAGCUACGCCCUCGCCACCGCCGGCGCCGCGGGCCUCCUGUUCGCCGGAAUCUACGCGCUGGUCGACAUGUACGGCCACCGGCGGCCGACCGCCGUCAUGGAGUGGAUGGGGACGCACGCGCUCAUGAUCUACGUCCUGAUCGCGUGCAACAUCCUGCCCAUCUUCAUCCACGGCUUCUACUGGAGGGAGCCCAAGAACAACCUUUUGAGGUUAAUCGGAGUUGGGGCAUGAUCCAUGGAUGCAGCAGCUAGAAGCCUAGAAGGCACGUAUAGAGGCGUAUUUAGGACACUAUUUGGACAGAGACAAACGAGACAUGUGCAGGCCUAGUUUUGCUACAGGCUUAGUUAUUGUUGCACAGAUUCGUUCUCUCUGAGAGCUCUUUGUAUAUGGUAAACAACGAGCCUGUGUAUAUCAUGACAAUACGAUCUAAAAGAAAUAUAUAGUACAGAAAAAAUUUUCAGCUGCACA